This is a messenger RNA of Talaromyces proteolyticus, 2785 nucleotides long. RefSeq names its product WD repeat protein. Gene Ontology annotation, cellular component: nucleus. Lineage: Eukaryota; Fungi; Ascomycota; Eurotiomycetes; Eurotiales; Trichocomaceae. The record is from RefSeq and is a predicted model, not a curated record. Gene Ontology annotation, molecular function: protein binding; protein-macromolecule adaptor activity. Gene Ontology annotation, biological process: proteasome-mediated ubiquitin-dependent protein catabolic process. Bases 135 to 2309 code for a protein of 724 amino acids. The transcript is spliced from 3 exons.
CGCCGACGUGCCUCGUGCUUCGCCUAUGCAGGGCCGGCCCACCGCCAGCCCAGUCUUGCUCCCUCACCCCGAGGCGAUUUCUGUCGCUCCUGAUGAGAAGGACCUGCAAUUGACUCUCUCUGCAUGCAUCGACAAUGGCGGGAGACCGAAAUGCUACUGAUGUCCCCCAGUCAGAUCCUGUACACAUUCACUCCCCUCCCGAGAUACCUUCGUCUCCUCCAUCCAUCGUCUCCGAGGCUGGGUACCGCCGAAAGCCCAAGAGACCGCCUCCAGUGACGCCUCGUUCGUUCAGGAAAUUCUUCACACCCCGAUCGUCCCUCAAUUCCACAGGUAAUGGUGUAUACACCAGUCGGCAAGCAUUGAAGGAGCUUGGAUCCACGUCUUUGAACAGACGUGGUCCAGCCUUCAUGAAAGCUGCAAAAACCCACUCAACGGACCACGGAAUUCUCAAAAGUCCAUUCUUAGAACCUGCAAAAACCCCGAGCAGGAAAAGAAAACUAUCUUUCUCUUCUAGCGGUUCUCCCCCGCAAUCAUCUCCUUUGAGAAAAGUACGACUUACCACCGCCGUCUACGAGAACCGCGGUACUGACAAGGCCGAUAAAACUGUCAAUGAUAUCUACAUUCCCGUAUCCCCGGAAAGGAUUCUUUCUCCUCGAAGGUCUAUCCAGAAGCAACUGUUUUCUACCACACCUCCAGCUCAACCUUUACGCAGGUCAAAGGCUCUCGCUACAUCUGGAGGACUAUGUCUGAGAAGCGUUUCUGGUCGUAUGAAUCGACUCACUUUGCGUUCAAAUUAUGGCUCUGGAUGGCAAGACCAAGCCUCUAAUUUUAGCUCACGACCUGAUGAUCAUCACCAGAGCAUCAACAUAUCCGGAGAUCGCCUUGCACUUCCAGUUUGCAUUGCGCCUUGCAAAACCAAUUCCCUUGUCGCCAUUGGAGAUGAAGAAGGGGGCAUCCGUCUUUUGGAUUCUGCGAAAGGAGUGAAGAACGGCUUUUCAAAUGCACAUUUGUCAUUUCGUGCACAUGGAAACUCGAUUUUAAACCUCGAAUUCUCUUCCGAUGAUCUUCUUCUCGCAACUGCUGCUGGCGAUCAAACAACCCUUAUUAUUGAUAUGACUACCCAAAAACCGAUUCAUUGCUUGUCUAAUCAUUCUGCCUCGGUGAAACAUGUUCAGUUUCAGCCUGGCUCAAACGACAGGAUGGUUGCGACUUGCAGUCGUGAUGGUAAUGUGAAUAUCUGGGACUUGAGAUGUAGAGGUCAUGAGAUGCCGCCACUACAAAUACGAUGUUCAUUGGCCUCGGAAGACGACGAGCCAUCAACUCCUUUGCCAAAGAUCAAUUACCCCCAACCUAUCAGGACUAUUCAAGAUGCUCAUACAUUGAUACCCAGAGCCUCGAAGCUAGCCACGUUGGAUAAACCAGAAACUCAACUAAGUCAGGAGAAUGUUGCCGUAACAUCUCUUUCAUUUUUACCUGCAGGCCGUGAAAACCUCUUCGUGACGGCGUCCUCAGCCAAUGCUUGCGUUAAAUUAUGGGACAUGCGUACGUCCUAUAACAUUCGUAAAGGACAUCCGGUCCCGUUGUCCACGACUCGUGAACCUGAUUGUCAUGUCAGUCAUAGAUCUUGGGGCGUGACAUCCAUGGCAUUAAACGGCGAUGGAUCUAGAUUAUAUACUCUAUGCCGAGAUGCAUAUGUAUAUGCUUAUUCAACCUCGCACUUGAUUCUCGGCGGUUCUCCGGAUAUCAACCUAAACAAUAAUCGACCACGGCGGACCGGUGGACCCAAUAAAGAAGGUCUCGGCCCCCUUUACCGUUUUGGCCAUCCUGGGCUACAGGUAUCGUCUUUUUAUGUUAAAACAGCAGUUCGACCAGCGCAAGAUGACAGGGGGGAGAUGCUCGCCGUGGGGAAUAGUGAGCACUCUGCGGUUCUGUUCAGCACUGACGAGAAGUUCCUUGUACCAAGCAAAUCAAUAGACGAAGCCCAGUCACCUACAAAAGCUCAAACACCCUCAACAAGACGUGCCCUGCGACGUGCCAAUUCUGAAAUCGGCCUUUCUGGCCGGCCGGAGAGUACAGUCCCUACCUAUCAAACUGGAACGCGACUUGUAGGAGGGCAUCAAAAGGAAGUUUCAGCAGUAGCUUGGGCUCAUGGAGGGGAAUUAGUCACCGUGAGUGAUGACUUUAGUGCAAGAUGCUGGCGUGAAGGAGCAGAUGCUCGAGAAUUGCGCACAGGAGGCGAAGCUGAUGGUCGACGCUGGAGGUGCGGUUGGGCUGAAACCCCACACUCUUACAACGACGAGGAAGAAUAAUCAACAAAUUUUGGAAUGAACACACUUAAUGGCAUUCUGAACCUUACCUCUUCUUCUGCAUUCUAUAUCCCAUUAUGGAUUUUUGUUCAAGGACGUGGCUUUUCUGCAUUGCGUGGUGUUCUGGUAUUCCCUUUUUCUCAAUGCAUAAUUGCAUUUAGCGCAACUUCAUUGCGUUGCAUGGCCUGGACAAAACUUGUCUUGUUGUGCAUUCAUCAAAUGAUUCUAUAUAACUUAUUUUCGUCCGGGUUGUCUUGGUAAACUAUGUUUGUUACAUUGCGCCAUCCGCGUGACUUGUCAUGGAAAUCUGUAAGGUGUUUUGGAUGUUUAGAUUAUUGCUAGGCUAGCAUUGAAUAUAUCUAGGAUGGUCUGACGGUGUUACCUCAGGAAUCAUAUAUCUGUAUUAUGACUCUUCAUGUUGCAAGCGAGGUAGGAUAUUGUCACUCAGCCAAAACAUCAAUUGAACUAAGACAUUUAUA